Nematocida parisii ERTm1 is the source of this 2159-nucleotide messenger RNA. RefSeq lists its product as uncharacterized. The transcript has a single exon. The record is from RefSeq and is a predicted model, not a curated record. Gene Ontology annotation, molecular function: RNA binding; ATP binding. Gene Ontology annotation, cellular component: intracellular anatomical structure. NCBI's taxonomy places the organism in Eukaryota, Fungi, Microsporidia. The coding region runs from base 13 to 2097 and encodes 694 amino acids.
AAAAAAAUUAAAAUGUUAACACCGCAGAUGAACCAAGAAAUAAUCCAAAAAGCAAAGAAAGGAGGGGUUUUAAUAGUUGUGGGGGCCACUGGAUCUGGAAAGUCCACAGGGAUACCCCAGGCUCUUCUGAGCACAACUAAUGAUCUAAUAACGGUCACCCAGCCCAGAAGAGUUGCCGCAAUUUCACUUGCCAGCCAUGUAAAAAGAGUCAUAACGUGUGUGCCGGGGGAUAAAGUAGGGCAUAAGGUGCGAUUCAGCGAUACUACAAACAAAAAUACAAGGCUGCGAUAUGUUACAGAUGGAAUACUUUUGAAGGAACUGCAGGAAGAAGCCAAGCUGUCAACUGUUGUUGUAGAUGAAGUUCAUGAAAGAUCGAUCAGAACAGAUAUUCUACUUGGGCUUCUAAAGAAAAGAAUAAAUGGUAUCCGGCUUGUUCUAAUGAGUGCUACUGCAGAUGUAAAUAUGCUUACAGAAUACUUUGCAAAGGACGGCAUCCCUGUAUCGCACUGCGAGAUACCCUCCCAGAAGCAUGAUGUAAGAAUAAAGUAUCUCCCAAAGAAGUCAUCAGAUUACAUACAGCUUGCAUACGAUACAAUUAAAAAAAUCAUAAAGGAUGCAAAGACAGAAAGAGAAAGCACAAAUAAAUCUAAAAAUAAUGAAAAUUCAAGAAAUGCGAAACCCAGCACUGGCAGGCAGAAUAAUAGCAAAUGCUCUGCACCAAAAAGUUUAGAAAGUAGAAAGAAAAAGACACCCUUUUUGGGCGCAUCUUCUGCAGAAGGAAUGGAUGAAAUUGAUUGCUUGUUUUCUGGAGUUAGUCUAAAUUCUUAUAAUCCUGUGCAGGAAAAGAAUGAUGUGUUUACCUCGGGAACUAUUCUCGUGUUUCUCUCUGGUUUGGAGGAUAUUGAAGAUCUUUACAAAAUGCUUGAGGUGCAUUCUGGAAUAGAGCUUCUAAAACUACACUCUUCACUUCCUGAUAAAGAGCAGCAGCUGAUAUUCACCCAAAGACAGAAGAGUAUUCGGGUUAUACUCUCUACAAACAUCGCAGAGACAAGUCUGACUAUAGAAGAUGUAAAGUGGGUUGUAGACGCAGGCGUUCAGAAGACAAAUCUAUCAAAGGAGGGGGUAGAUACUCUAGGAAUAAUUAAAAUAUCUAAGUCGGCUGCCAAGCAGAGGUCUGGAAGAGCUGGCCGAGUUGGUCCUGGUGUAUGCUAUCGGCUGUACACAGAAGAAGCAUAUAACGGCCUGCAGGAGAACAACAUACCAGAAAUUCUUCGGGCUGACAUCUCCUCUGUCACACUUUCUUUAAUUGCUCUCGAUGCAGAUCCAGAGAAGUUUGAUUUUUUAGAGUCUCCCGGAGAGAACUCCAUUCUUUCAGCACUUUCAGAGCUUUUUAUUCUUGGUCUGAUUAGUGACAAGAAGAAGAUUACUGCGCUAGGAAAGGAAGUGAGCAAACUGCCGCUUUCUCCAUCACUGGGUAAGUUUUUGAUUCAUGGGAAGUCUCUUGGCGCUGGUUGCUCGGCGGCGGCGGUGUGCUCUCUUCUUUCUGGAGAAAGAAUAUCUUUAUUUCCUAAAGAUAUAGACACAUCUUCUAUUAUUAGUGUGCACGAGUCUCCUACCAAAUGCUCUGAUUUGUCUCUGUAUGCCAGUGUGUUUUUUACAUAUUUUAAGUACUCACCCAGGCUGCGAAAGGACUUUUGCCAGUCACUGAAGAUAUCUCAGCAGGAAAUGAAGAACAGUGAGAAUAUUUAUAGACAGCUAUUGUCUUUAAUGAAAAUAGAGAGUAAUGCAGUGGAUGAAGAGACAGAAAAGGAGGAAACUGGGUAUGGCUGCACUCCAUUGAAGAAAAAUACUGCAGAUAAAUUACAUGCAGCUGCAUCUGCAGGAUUCCUAAUCAGAGUGGCUGAAGCAAAGGGCAAUGGGUAUGUUCACAUGUACUCAGAAAGAAUGGUUUACAUUCAUCCUAGCUCCGUUAUGUUUGCUCGACGAGAAGGCCUGGUGUCGUUUAUUAUAACAUCAGAGACAGCAAAGCCAUAUAUCCUGCAUGUAUUCCCAUACACGCCAAAUAUACUAAUGGCAGAUGGUGGAAUAGUCCUAUAGCCUAAAAAUCCUUGCAUCACUGGGUCUACUCAUAUACUAAUUAUUAUACAGUAAAUAUGCCA